AAGUCCUUUCAAAACAUAAUAUAAUAUAAAAAUAGUUAAUUAAUAUGUCCCAAGAAUCAGACUAUUUUUUUUCUCUGACAUCAUCUAAUAUAACACCAUCUAAUGAAUCACCAAUUUUAAAAACAUCCCAGUUUAAAAAAUCAGAUGCAUGCCAGAAUCGUAAUAUACAAAGCAGUAUUUAUACACAAUCACCGGUACAUAUGUUGAAAUAUUCAUUUACUUUUUGGUAUAUGAAUCGUGCGUUUGGAAGUAGAAUAAAAGAUUAUGAAUCAUCACUGAAAAAGCUGAUAACAUUCUCAUCAGUUGAAGAAUUUUGGUCGAUCUAUGUUUACCUUAAACGUCCUGAUACACUUCCAGUUAUUUCAGAUUUACAUUUAUUUAAAGAAGGAAUCAGGCCAAUAUUUGAAGAUCCAGCUAAUCAAGAUGGUGGAAAGUGGACCCUUCGUCUUCGUAAAGGUAUAGUUGUUCGUUACUGGGAACAAUUAGUAUUAGCGAUUGUUGGUGAUCAGUUCUGGAAUGUUGGUGAUGAAUUAUGUGGUAUAGUUCUUAGUAUUAGAAAUUCUGAGGACCUUAUAAGUGUAUGGAAUAAAAGUUCUGAUAAUGGAAGAGUUAGUUUGAAAAUUCGAGACCUUAUAAAACAAAUCCUUAAUCUUCCAUUGGAUACCGUUUUAGAGUAUAAAGGACAUAAAGAUUCUUUCGUAGAUAUAUAUAACCAUUAUUCGUCUGAUAAAAAUUCUCGCCUUUACGAAAAAACAAAUACAACUAAACAUAAAGUCAUUGACAAUUAGAAAUCUGUAUUUUCUAUAUAAAUAAAUCUUUAAAUAUAAUUAAUUU
Molecule: messenger RNA, 834 nt
Organism: Pneumocystis carinii B80
Lineage: Eukaryota; Fungi; Ascomycota; Pneumocystomycetes; Pneumocystales; Pneumocystaceae
Exons: 4
Coding region: 45-788 (247 amino acids)
Biological process (GO): translational initiation
Cellular component (GO): eukaryotic translation initiation factor 4F complex
Molecular function (GO): translation initiation factor activity; RNA 7-methylguanosine cap binding
Source: RefSeq, a predicted model, not a curated record